UUCUGGCUCCCCUCUCUCUCUCCCUGAGUUGGGGUGAACAGCAGGUGGCGCAGGCAGUGAGUGCAGCCUCAGCUGGACACGGGGAUUAGAAAUCGGUGACACUCCACUGACUGGAGCUUCACACUGGAUGGACAACAAGCCUACCACGGAAAACUCAGGUGUCACAGCAAUAGCGUCACAGGCUGAGGUUGGGUGAAUAAACAUGCACAUGGACUGGAUGAGAAAAUACAGCACUGGAAUCAGAACGUGUGAAAAACAAACGGCUCAAAAAAAGAGAAAGAAGCAAAGUCCCUAAGUACAUGUUGGUCCUUAGGUUGAACCACAUGGAUCAUGUAAGCCCUUAGGUUGGACCACAUGGAUCAUGGAAGCCCUUAGGUUGGACCACAUGGAUCAUGUAAGCCCUUAGGUUGAACCACAUGGAUCAUGUAAGCUCUUAGGUUGAACCACAUGGAUCAUGUAAGCUCUUAGGUUGGACCACAUGGAUCAUGUAAGCUGUUAGGUUGAACCACAUGGAUCAUGUAAGCUCUUAGGUUGAACCACAUGGAUCAUGCAAGCUCUUAGGUUGAACCACUUGGAUCAUGUAAGCCCUUAGGUUGGACCACAUGGAUCAUGUAAGCGCUUAGGUUGAACCACAUGGAUCAUGUAAGCUCUUAGGUUGAACCACAUGGAUCAUGUAAGCUCUUAGGUUGAACCACAUGGAUCAUGUAAGCUCUUAGGUUGAACCACAUGGAUCAUGUAAGCUCUUAGGUUGAACUACAUGGAUCAUGUAAGCUCUUAGGUUGAACCACUUGGAUCAUGUAAGCCCUUAGGUUGGACCACAUGGAUCAUGUAAGCUCUUAGGUUGAACCACAUGGAUCAUGUAAGCUCUUAGGUUGAACCACAUGGGUCAUGUAAGCUCUUAGGUUGAACCACAUGGAUCAUGUAAGCCCUCGCAGCCUCUGCCAAUAAGAAGGGGUGAUAUCAAAACAUGGAGGUGCUGCUCUGUGUCUGUACCCUCUGUCAUCUAUUGCUAGGCAAACCUUGAUAUAAACAUGGGGUCAGAUAACCCUUAAACUAUUUAUAUAUUAUAAGAACUGACUUCUGUCAGCAUGCAAAUGGAGCAUAGAUGAGAGAACCUUUCGAGACAGAGAAUCGGGCAUUGACACGAUUGACAUAUGUAGGCUAUAUGACCUAUGAUUCAGGACCUUCAAAGCAAAGACACAGGCAGUAUGGAAGUGCAGACCACCUCUCUGGUUCAGGCAUAUGUCAAUGGUUCGGAGCAACUAAACACCUCAUACGACUACAACGUCACGGACACGUCUGAGAACCCAGACACCUAUCAGUUCUACACCAUCGGCCUCUUCCUCUCCUGCCUCUACACCAUCCUCCUCUUUCCCAUCGGCUUCAUUGGGAAUAUACUCAUCCUGGUGGUCAACCUCAACCACAGGGAGAAGAUGACCAUCCCGGACCUCUACUUUGUAAACCUGGCGGUCGCAGACCUCAUCCUGGUGGCAGACUCCCUCAUCGAGGUCUUCAACCUCAAUGAGAAGUACUAUGAGUACGCUGUUCUGUGUACCUUCAUGUCCUUAUUCCUGCAGGUCAAUAUGUACAGCAGCAUCUUUUUCCUGACAUGGAUGAGCUUUGAUCGCUACGUGGCUCUGGCCAGCUCCAUGAGCAGUAGUCCUCUGAGGACCAUGCAGCACGCCAAACUCAGCUGCAGCCUCAUCUGGAUGGCCUCCAUCCUGGCUACGCUGCUCCCCUUCACCAUCGUCCAGACCCAGCACCGCGGCGAGGUGCACUUCUGCUUCGCCAACGUCUUUGAGAUCCAGUGGUUAGAGGUGACCAUCGGCUUCCUGGUGCCCUUCUCCGUCAUCGGCCUGUGCUACUCGCUGAUCGUGCGUAUCUUGAUGCGGGCGCAGAAGCACCGGGGACUGUGGCCUCGCAGACAGAAGGCCCUGAGGAUGAUCGGGGUGGUGGUGCUGGUGUUCUUCAUCUGCUGGCUGCCUGAGAACAUCUUCAUCAGCAUCCAGCUGCUGCAUGGCACGGACGACCCGGCCCAACGCAGCACCUUCAGCGGCCACCUGUGGCACGACUACCCGCUGACGGGCCACAUCGUCAACCUGGCCGCCUUCUCCAACAGCUGCCUCAACCCCAUCAUCUACAGCUUCCUGGGGGAGACCUUCAGGGACAAGCUAAGACUCUUCAUUAAGCAGAAGGCCAGCUGGUCCGUGCUCUACCGCUUCUGCCACCACACCCUAGAUUUACACAUACCUGUGAGGAGUGAGGUGUCGGAGGUGUGAUGCUGCAGGAUCAGCAACAUCUUUGUAUGAAAGGUUAGGAUGUAACAGAAGUCCAGGGGGGAGGAAGAGCUAUGUGCUGCUGUGUCUACCCAGCAGGAUCCUGGGAAUUGUCUUCAUGACACACUCAAGGCUUCCAGAAUUCAGCUUCUUAUAAGUGGUAGAGAUACCAUGGAGGAAAACUGAAACUGACCAUGAGGCAGCCAUUUUGUCUCCUGUAAACGCGGGUGGAGAACACACAGUGUAUGUGUUCUUCAUUAGAUAUAAAUAAUGAGAUCAGGGUAAUAAAUACACAUUUGUAAAAUGGAGAAGGCAAAUUGAUGAAUAUACCAGGUUUGGUGUUCUUUCAAUGUCUUCUCUUUUCACUUAUCAAAAGACAAAGUCAUUAUUCUAAUGUAACUCAGAGAAAUGGCAGUGUGGGAACAAAUUAAAACAGACACAUCAAAGGGACCAAUGACUUGCUUCUCCUUGACCCCAGUGUGGUUAUUGUAACACUGUAUACUGAUCAGAACUGUUUGGGUAACCCAUAAGACUGCUAGACACACCUGCUGUCCGAUCGUUUUUUAUGUACUGACAAUUCACUGUAUUGUAAGUAGAUAUCCUUUUCUUUGUUUGCCUGUGCAAGCAAUUGACCACUAACACCACUUUUAUUUAAAUAAAUAAUAUAAACAUU
This is a messenger RNA of Oncorhynchus masou masou (cherry salmon), 2949 nucleotides long. Its product is annotated as G-protein coupled estrogen receptor 1-like. The record is from RefSeq and is a predicted model, not a curated record. Gene Ontology annotation, biological process: cellular response to estradiol stimulus; G protein-coupled receptor signaling pathway. NCBI's taxonomy places the organism in Eukaryota, Metazoa, Chordata, Actinopteri, Salmoniformes, Salmonidae. Bases 1173 to 2279 code for a protein of 368 amino acids. Gene Ontology annotation, cellular component: membrane. The transcript has 2 exons. Gene Ontology annotation, molecular function: nuclear estrogen receptor activity; G protein-coupled receptor activity.